AUGUUGGCCGACAAAAUUGGAGGCAGAACAACCACGAGAAAAUCUACCAACAAUGGCGACGAAGCGAUCAAGCUCGUCAAGAAGCUCCCCCCGCACUCCACCCAGGCGGCCCCCUUCCUCACCCUCGAGGCCAGGGGACACAAAUCCGCCGUCAUCCAGGACGUCCCCGUGUCGAAGCCUCUGUCCCGAACCGAAGUCCUGGAGCUCCAGAUCGCGCUCGAGGCCAGCCAGGAGAUGCCGGCGACCUUGGUCCGAGCGCCCGACCUCAACUCCCUGCAAAGCUUCGUGGACAGGAUGAAGCACGUGGGUGACGUCAUGGGGGUCACCGUGACAAAGUACGGCGACCUGCACCUCCAGAUCUCGACAAGCCUGAUCACGCUAGGUGCCGAGUUCCGGAAGCUUAUGGUUUUGGGGGAGAGGGAGAGUCGGGCCGGGACGAGGCAGACUGAUAAGUCGAUCAGUUUGCACUGUCGGCUGCCCGUGCUUGAUCCCGGGUCGAACUGA
Striga hermonthica is the source of this 504-nucleotide messenger RNA. The record is from the annotation of a GenBank genome assembly. Lineage: Eukaryota; Viridiplantae; Streptophyta; Magnoliopsida; Lamiales; Orobanchaceae.